CACCUCCGAGUGUCUCUCCUCUGCAAAAUCAAAACCGUCGUGCACUCUCCAUCGACUUUCAGGUCGCCGGUUGGUGUGCAGAUAUAAUGUUGAAGCAAGUGGUUAGCAAGUAUUCGAUAGGUAAAGCAAUUUAUGAGGGUAACAGAGCACUGCUUAGACCUCCUUUCUUGUGCCAAACUAAUCGUGGAUUCCACAAUGGGCGGACUGAUCUUGCCCCAAGAAGCUUCUUCGGCGUAGAAGACUACGUAGACGACGACACAAGCCGACCAUACACAUACCAAAAAGAAAAAAAAUCGAAAAACCCAGACAAACACGUCUCCUUCAAGCAACGAACAGUCGCAUACAUGGAGCCCUUCACACUCGACGUCUUCAUCUCAAAGCGUUUCGUCUCAGCAUCUCUCACCCACCGUGUCACAUGCAAACAAGUUGCUGUCGCAGGAACAAACUCUAAAGACGUUAAAGCUGUUUUGAGGUCAAGAUGCGACAUCCCAGCGUGUAUGUCCAUAGGGAGGAUCUUAUCCGAACGUGCAAAAGAGGCUGAUGUGUACACAGCUUCUUACACGCCACGAGACCAAGACAAGUUCGAAGGAAAAAUCAGAGCUGUUGUUCAGUCUCUUAUUGAUAACGGAAUCGACGUCAAAAUCUAUCUUGAUUAGAUAUCAAAAUCAUGUUUGGUUCUUGCGUUGAACGUUUGAUAAAAAAAAUCUAUUAUGGAAACUUAGGUCACAAGCAAGCGAGUCUUGUUCAUUUCCUCUACACUUUCCUAUGAAAUUGAAAAUUCUCAUUUAAUAAUAAUCAAGAAAAGUUUCCUU
This is a messenger RNA of Eruca vesicaria subsp. sativa (arugula), 812 nucleotides long. Lineage: Eukaryota; Viridiplantae; Streptophyta; Magnoliopsida; Brassicales; Brassicaceae. The record is from the annotation of a GenBank genome assembly.